Molecule: messenger RNA, 1582 nt
Organism: Electrophorus electricus (electric eel)
Lineage: Eukaryota; Metazoa; Chordata; Actinopteri; Gymnotiformes; Gymnotidae
Gene: naa30
Product: N-alpha-acetyltransferase 30, NatC catalytic subunit
Biological process (GO): N-terminal peptidyl-methionine acetylation
Cellular component (GO): NatC complex
Molecular function (GO): protein-N-terminal amino-acid acetyltransferase activity
Source: RefSeq, a predicted model, not a curated record
GUGAGUUGAGUAAUGGCUCGGGAGGACACGAGAUAGCUGACGAGCUUAGAAGUAUUCGCUUAUUUUAUUAUUUUACCGAUACCUGUAAUUGGACAGAUAUUUGGCUUUCUCGGCGUUCAUCUUGAUAACUUGGUUUGGACUCCGUUUUUUGUGUUUACAUAGUUACUGUAUGCAGUGGAAUGGCUGAAGUGCCGCCUGGGCCUAACGCACUGACUGCAUCCCCGGCCGAGAUUAUUCCACUGCCCGUGGACGGGUGUUCAAUACGGGCCAGCGAUGAAAAAGUGGACUGCGGUCGAGGAGACGGCAUAACUCUGGGGACGGAACCUAAAGGCGCAAUUAAACCAAACCAAAACCACGUCCACCCCAACUCGUCUGCUCAGCUGCACUCUGCACUGAAGCAUCUUAACGGCGUCGGCGACCACCCGGAGGACGAGGGGCAAGGCGCUCACGCUCCCGUCCACAACCACGUCCGGCACCCGGCUCACAGGGAGCCCGACAAUCAGAAAGCUGUUUCGGGACGUUUCGACAGCUUUGGCGAGGCACUAGCCGAGCACACGGGAAAUACUUUUACGAAAAACAAACGGGGCAGUAGUUCGAGUCGCUCGCUGCCGAACAACGGCAUCGACUCCACGGCCAUACCCGAGACCACACCGAGCCGCCGGCCAUGCGAUAGUACGUGCUUGAGAGCUGGGGGCGGCAGGACUGUAGGUCACUUUUUACUCGCCGACUCCAACGACAUCGGGCAAAAGGACGAUGACCAGAAAGGCCCUUGGCUGCAUGGGGCUGGAGUUGAGCAAGCGGCGGCUUCCGUGACCGCUGAGCUGGGAAGCUUGUCGUUGACAGGAGGGCAAACGGCCGAGAGCACCAUCAGUUACGUGAGAUACGAAUCAGAGUUACAAAUGCCAGAUAUAAUAAGGCUCAUAACUAAGGACUUGUCUGAGCCUUAUUCCAUAUACACCUAUAGGUACUUCAUUCACAACUGGCCACAGCUCUGCUUUCUGGCGAUGGUGGAGAAAACAUGUGUUGGUGCCAUCGUGUGCAAGCUGGACAUGCACAAGAAGAUGUUCAGGCGAGGCUACAUCGCCAUGCUUGCCGUGGACUCCAAAUUCCGUCGGAAAGGCAUUGGUACAAGCCUUGUAAAAAAGGCUAUAUAUGCCAUGGUAGACGGGGACUGUGACGAGGUGGUGCUGGAGACAGAGAUCACCAACAAAUCAGCCCUGAAACUUUACGAGAACCUGGGCUUUGUGAGGGACAAGCGGCUCUUCAGAUACUAUUUAAAUGGUGUGGACGCGCUGCGUCUCAAACUCUGGCUGCGCUGAGUCUGCUCGCGACUUCCUCCACUGACCCUCUGCUCCUCUGUCCUCCUGCCCCUCCGUCCCCAGCUCUCCCGCAGCCAGGAGGAGCUACCUCCUGUCCGUGAGUACAGCGGGUCAGCCUCCCGCAAGCCACGAAGGGGAGUCGGCCCGCAUGGCAAAUGAGCAAAAUGUAAUAAAGAGUUGUAAGUACCUUUCUGUGAGCGAGAAACAUUAUUGCAAGACAAAAGGGGUGGGUGCUAACUUUAUAAAAACAGUUAUGGACUCCA